GGAGUGUCAAAAGAAAGCUAUGGCGUAUUACUAGGGCAAAAUAAAUAGCAGCAAUUUGUUUUGAUGAUAAUAUUGACUCAAAAUUAAGUCGAUAAAUUCAAAAUGAUAAAAUUUCCUAUUUUGGAUAAUGAAGGAAAAAAAUUCAGGCAAACAACCACAACAAAGUUUAUAACCUUGGAAGAAGCUGUGACACUUCCGACUGUUAUCAAUUUUGAAGGAGGAGGAAUUUCGUCAGGAGCAACAAUUAAUGAAUUGGGAAAACAAUUAUUGAAAGCUGCAGCAGAAGGAGAUGCUACAGAAAUUAAGUAUUUGUUGAUGAAAGGUGCCCCUUUCACGGCUGAUUGGCUUGGUACCAGUCCCUUGCAUGUUGCUGCACAAAAUAAUAGUGUUGAAGUUUGUGAAAUUUUACUUAGGGCAGGUAUUUCAAAGGAUGCUCGAACUAAAGUUGAUAGAACUCCCUUACAUAUAGCUGCUUAUGAAGGUCAUAUUGACAUUGUAAAUACAUUAUUAAAACAUGGAGCUGAUUUUGAAUGCAAAGAUCUGCUUGCAAUGACACCUUUGCAUUGGGCAGUUCAAAAUGGACAUGCAGAAGUUGUAAAAAUACUAAUAGAAAAAGGAUGCUGUACGACUGAACAAAAUAAAUUUAAUUUAACGCCAAUGGAUAUAGCUAGUCAGUUGAAUAGAGAAGACCUUUUGGAACUGUUAAAUUGUGAUGCUUCCAUUGCUGCACAGAAUUUGGCUCUACAACUUGCAGCAGAAUCGGGAGAAAAUAGUAAUGCCAGUGAAUACCAGACUGGAUUGUUAGAAAAUAGUGAAGCUGUUCCUAUUGAAACUGUUUUACUUGAGGAUGAUUCCAUGGGUCUUGAAACACAUUGUGAGGAAGGGCCCAGUUUGAAUGAAGACCAUUUGGAAUCACAAAUUUCAGAGUCAAAUGUAAGCACUCAAGAAAGUUCAUUUUCAGCGUCUAUGAAAAUCCUUCAGGAUCAUGGAAUAACAAUGUUACCCCAUGAUGAUAAUACUAUUUUAAGUACUGUGAUGGAAAGUGGGCACUCUGUAGUCCUUACAGAUAUAGGUAAAGAAGUUUUAGAUUCAGUUAAACAGUCUGAAGAAGCUGUUACUGAAAAUAAAAAAAUCAUAACUAUUACAGCAGAAGAAUUUUUAGCCAUGACUAAUGGAACUUAUGGCAAAACAAGCAUAAGGCCCUUUAAAUUGGUAAAUUGUAAAAAAACUGGAAAGAAAAUAAUGGUUAAGAGAAAUAAAAUACUUCCAAUAUCUAAUGUUUCACAGGUUACCAAAGUUGAGGAAUAUAAACCAACCUAUAAUGAUAUGGAAUUGGUGAUGUCCCAGCUUAUCGAAGCUAAAAAAACUAUUGAAGAAUAUAAGGCUAAAUUAGUAAGAAAAGAAAAGGAAGCUGAAAGAUAUAAACAACAGUUAAAAUUGCUUAUGGAUUCAAGCUAACUUUUGCCAUUGUUAUAUUAUUUGUUAAAUUUAAAUAAGUCUAUUUGUUAAAUUUGGUUUUGACUACAUAUUUU
Molecule: messenger RNA, 1532 nt
Organism: Brassicogethes aeneus
Lineage: Eukaryota; Metazoa; Arthropoda; Insecta; Coleoptera; Nitidulidae
Source: the annotation of a GenBank genome assembly